UUAUACCAUGCAUACGAAUUUCACGAAUUGAUUUUGUCUUUAUACUAUCUGGCAGGCGAUGGAUUCAAGAGGAGAUUGAUUCGGAGGAGCGAGGUGGAAACGGUUUCUAGAAGCAUACGCAGGAUCAGAAAGAAAGUGUCAGCUGUAGUGCAGCCCCGUGACGCCAUCCAGGUUUUCCAUCAAGGCACAAGUCCAAAGAACUUCAGAUACAUCAAUUUAUCAAACCCUCUGGAUCAUUCGAAAUACGAUGCGAUUUCAGAGACGAUUUCGUGGCAGCCACGGAGAUGCGCGCUCGUUGGCAACUCGGGGAUUCUGAACAGGAGCAAAUGCGGUGCAAGCAUCGACGCGCACGACUUCGUGAUCCGGAUGAACCUGGCGCCAAUUGGGGGGAUCUACGCAGACGACGUGGGAUCCAAAAUAUCGAUCAUGACGAUGAAUUGGGAACAGUUACUACUCGCAGUGAGAUGCGCGCGCAAUCGGACCGAUGACGUCGCAAAGGAAUGUGACGAGUUGGAUGAGCGAAUGAACCAGGCUCGCGAUGGAAUAAUCUGGUACACAAAGGGAGGAUACGUUGAUAGACUUGGCAUUGUGGCUGAACAUAUGUUGAAGAAUAACCAUGGAAACGGAAAGCGUUGCCCUCGAUGGGCUUACAGUCCGAGAGUGAUGCAGGGACUUUGUAAACAAUUAUGGAAGAACAAAAAUCCAUCGACAGGUCUGAUUGCGUUCUCCUUGGCAUCUCUUAUCUGUGACGAAAUUUCUCUCUUCGGGUUUUACCCUUUCGAAAAAGACACUUUGAAUAGGACAAUAGGUUAUCACUACUACGAGCCUCACAGUUCGAAACUCUUCUUCUAUAACAAACACCGCAUGCCCGUAGAGUAUAGGAUUUUUAGAACAUUCGGGAAACAUGGAUCGCCGGGGAGCCAGCUUGUUAUUCAACCAUGUGCAUGAUGUGUGUGCAUACUCUUGUUGAUAAUCAAUAAUAAUUGUGCAAUAAUAAUAAUAUUCUACCGUAACAAUAUGCAGUACUUGAUGAACAAAUUAGAUCUUCCUGGGACUGAAGUCCUCUUGGUCAUACACGUGGAUUAUGUUAUCAUUGUGGUAACUUUGUUAACCAACACCAUGGCAACAAAGUUAAACAGUCAAUCAGGAUCAAGGAUUUCAGGGAAGUUACCAUUGGAUGGUAAACUAAUUGUGACUUGGAUGUUGUUUGAAGGUUUGCAUGGU
Messenger RNA from Lytechinus variegatus (green sea urchin), 1224 nucleotides. Its product is annotated as CMP-N-acetylneuraminate-poly-alpha-2,8-sialyltransferase-like. Bases 367 to 948 code for a protein of 193 amino acids. The record is from RefSeq and is a predicted model, not a curated record. NCBI's taxonomy places the organism in Eukaryota, Metazoa, Echinodermata, Echinoidea, Temnopleuroida, Toxopneustidae. The transcript has 3 exons. Gene Ontology annotation, biological process: N-glycan processing; oligosaccharide metabolic process. Gene Ontology annotation, molecular function: alpha-N-acetylneuraminate alpha-2,8-sialyltransferase activity.